AUGGACCGGUAUCAAGACAAGCCAAAGCCCAAAUCGCGACCGGUUUCGGCAAUUAUAUCAACCACGACAACAAAUGUCACUUCCCAUGACCAUGCGUCGCUCUCCCUGCCCUCAUCUGCAACGCAACUAACACAAUUAACUUCACAACAAACCUCACAAGCACAACCGACUUCAAACCCCACCCAUCUUCUACGCAGCUCUAAAACAAAGGCAGAACUGCUGAAACAUUUACAGCCACCACCUCAGAUCUCAUUAGAGAAGGCAUUGAGAAAACCACCUGUGCAAAUCACAAAGAAGGAUAUUCUCAGAAAUGAUCUGCGUGCUGCUGCUGCUGCUGCUACUACUACUACUGCUGCUACCGUUAGUGCUGAUUCCUUGAAAAUCAACCAGCCCAACCACGAUCGGGCUGAAUUACAAUUUCUCAUUUCAAUCUAUGCUCCCGGACUUCGCCCGUUGCGUGAUACGAGCUUGGCUGAACGAUUGAAAAGUCGGCUUCCAAAUAUGGUGGAAAACCAGGAUAUCAACUUGUCGCUACAUUUGUUUCUAUCGACAAUCAUGGUGAAAUAUGUAAAUCUGUGGUAUUUAACGAAAUUGAACACCAAAAAUCUCGAUUUCCCAAAAGCCGUCUAUGAUGAUAUUUUGGUUCCUACGGUGAGAGAUGCAGCAAAGAGGAUUGAAUGUACAAGUGGCUGCGAUUUAUUGUCCUUGAUGGAUGAUUUGGCUCUGAUAUUGAAUACACAUUUGGAAGACUUUGUUGGGGAUGAGAACGGGAAGUAUCUGUACAAGGUACUUCAUGACUAUUACCAUUUGGCUGAGACUGAAAAUAGUUUAUUCUAUGACCCCUCCAAGGAUCCAAAGGACAUACUUGAAACUUGUCUUGCACAGAGACACGCCAUAUUUGAGAAGAUAGGGAUUGGAAAAGAGAACCAGAUGUUGCUCUACUUCCGAGUCAUGGUGAAGCUGAUUCUUGAAAAAGUAAUAGAGAAUAGCACGAAAGAUCCAAUCUUCACCUCAAAGAUAACCAGCGAUUUGCUAAUUUUGAUACUUGGUGAUUUAGUAAUGAGCCAAAUUUUCAAAAAGGUUUCGUCCCUGGAAUUCAUAUUGAGUUCGAUAAAUAACGCAGUAUUGGGAUUGUUAUCGGUGAUGAAGGUGCGAGAGGAAACCAAGGUCCUGGCGGCUAGUUACCGGCAAUCGACAAUUUCCACCAUCGCUGCAUUUUUAUACACCACGUAUCUACAGAUUGGAUUAUUUGUUCUGGCCGUUAGUUUGUCUUCUGGGUACGACGCACCCUUUGAUGUGAUAAACUCCUCAGUUCUUGUACUUGCGGGAACAAUCUUAUCCCUCAGACAAACACGACCAUUGCUACAUAACUUCGUGUCGUCACUAAAGUGUAUGAUUUUGAGCUUCCCAGGGUUGAAAAAUCGCCUCAACAACGUGGCCCUGAAUUACUUACUAGGCAAUUUGAGGAGGAGUUUAACAACCGAAGCAAUUUGCAAAAUCACUAACCAAUUGAGAUUAGCUCUAUUUUACCCAGAGAGCAAAGAUGGACAGAAACACGAACUUACUGUUACACUUGACAAUGUUAUCGACAAUACUAUCGAGCUAUUUAUGCACAUUCCCAUGGGGAAGCAACUCGAUCGAUCUGUUGUACGCACUAAAAUCAAGCGAGUCUUGACUGUGUUUGACCACGAUGAGCAGCUAGAUCCAGACAACAAACUCAACCAGCUUCUAGCUAUUCGGUUAUUGGACCGUGUAAUAUAUGCCAUAUAUAACGAUAUCUAA
Messenger RNA from Lodderomyces theae, 1782 nucleotides. RefSeq lists its product as uncharacterized. The coding region runs from base 1 to 1782 and encodes 593 amino acids. The transcript has a single exon. Lineage: Eukaryota; Fungi; Ascomycota; Pichiomycetes; Serinales; Debaryomycetaceae. The record is from RefSeq and is a predicted model, not a curated record.